GGAAGAGUUUCGAGACCUUGUUCCUCUCUUAGAGGGUCUUGUAAGAUGCUUAUGUGGAUAAAUCUUUUGAGUUAUAUCUGUCUUUUGUUUUACAUCCACUACACUUACACAUGUCGUAUCAGAAUUGGUCAGGAUGGUUUUGGCUAGGAUUGUCCUAGUGUCUUUGUGAUGCAUUAUGAUCAAACGGUCGUGAAGGCUUCUGAAAAGCUUAUGCAGAGAGUUUUGCUAUUUUGUGUGGUAACGGUUGAGAGUUCCAAAAUCCAAUAUUUCUCUCCCUAUCUCUUACUUUUCUAGCUCUCUCUCCUAAAAUGCUUCUACUAUCUCCGAUCUCUGCCUCUCUUCAACCGUCGUUUCACCGGGGAAAUUUGAUCCGGCGAUCAGUUAAGCCGUCAGGUAGGGUCAUAGUAGCCAAGGCCAAGGACAAUAGUGACACUGGUGGAUUUCUGGAGACGGCAGCUAUAGCCGGUGGUUUAGUGUCGACGCCAGUUAUUGGAUGGUCCCUCUACACUCUGAAGACCACGGGGUGUGGCUUGCCUCCAGGACCAGCUGGUUCAAUCGGAGCGUUGGAAGGUGUGAGCUACUUGGUGGUUGUUGGAAUCGUUGGUUGGUCUCUGUACACCAAGACAAAAACCGGGUCGGGUCUGCCAAAUGGGCCGUUUGGUUUGUUGGGUGCUGUGGAGGGCUUGUCGUAUCUGUCGGUUUUAGCCAUUCUUGUGGUGUUCGGUCUUCAGUUCUUGGGUAAUGGGUCGGUUCCUGGUCCACUUCCUAGUGACCAGUGUUUUGGUUAGCCACGUGUAAUUUCGUAUAAAUAAAGUGUCAAUUAAUAUUUUUAUCAGAUCCGAUUCAAUAUC
Molecule: messenger RNA, 851 nt
Organism: Camelina sativa (false flax)
Lineage: Eukaryota; Viridiplantae; Streptophyta; Magnoliopsida; Brassicales; Brassicaceae
Source: RefSeq, a predicted model, not a curated record